UUUUGAAGGCAAUACCAACCCAACACAGUUUCCUUAUGGAGUGUUAUUGAGGUAUGAGGGAAAGGGAGGGGUCAAGGAGGACUCCAAAAGUUGGGACCCACAUUUGGUGCCUUCACAGAUUUCUGUGGGCCAUGGCACCCGAGCACUGGAUCUCUGUGCCCUCGAAAGAAGACCCCGCCCCCGCCCCACUACCCAGCAUACCUAAGAAUAGAAUCUGACAGAAUAUUCUGUGGCUGUCGAUGGAAACAACACGUUACAUCAGAACCCCUGUGCGCUCUGUUAAUGUCGGAGGUUCAUCGUGUUCAGCAAGCUCAGCGCUUUCUGCCUGCACCCAUGGGUCUGCCCUGAUGCCCUGCCUCUGCCCCCAAGGCUGCGGGACUGCCGCUGUGCUCCCGUGCCCCACUGCAAGGGAAUCAUUCAAGUGUAAUGGAGAAAUUCAGAAACACAGCCCUGGAUGAGGUCGUGAUCCUGAACGUGAACACCACCGCCCCAGAAACCCCCUCUAGUGACCUCUGGAGACUCCCAAAGGACGUGGGAGAAAAGCGCCUCGGGAAGCACGCGCCUUGCCACAGAUCACUUGGCUGGUGGGGGCAGAGCUGAGACCGGACGACACCACAGCCCAUGCUGCCUCUGCUCAUGUACAUCGGCCCCCACUAAGGCAGAAAGAGAGGGCGGAAGCAGAAAAGAUAAAAGUACCAGACAGCACAAUAAAUUUCAUAUGUUGAAAAAAAAAAAAGUACCAGACAGGUGUGAGAAACACAAGGCAUGAACGGUCAUCUAAUUUCUCAAAAGAUGCAACACAAUUUUUAAAUGAUGUGAAAUACCAUUUUCAAAACAACACGGAGGAGUGUAUUUAACCGCACUCAGCUCGUAAAGAGCCGAUGGGCGAGUGGAAUAAUGGUGCACGCUGUAGCAUGUUGAAUGUAUUGGCAACAGAGAAGCUUGGUCGAAGGAAGCCGAGAGCGAGAGAGAGGGAUUCAGGUCCCUGCCUUGUCAGUUUGGGUUAUUGUCCAAAGAGAAAUGGGCAGUCAUAACCCUUGAACUGAGACACACACCAGCCUUUACACGCUUGAAAUCCCCAGCUUUCCCCCUAGAAAGGAGGGAUGGAGAAGAGAAGGCCAAGCGAGGGAAGCUGUUUCUGACUCACACGAGGGAGCUGGGGAGCCAUAGACAACCCUGGGAGAAGGCAGGGCUUCAGGCCCAAGAAUCACUCCUCUCCUCCCACGCCGUCUGUCUGCCCCCUGGUGGCCAUGCCCCAUCUCUGCAGGCCUGGCUGCCUGUCCCGAGUGGGCGACAGCCUGGCGUGAGGUGCUGUGGGGAUAGAGGGGGUUGGGGCCCGCUGGGCCGGGUAAGCAGGGCCUUGCCCUCAAUAGGCUCGUUAAAGCCGGAGGCAGCCCUGGAGGCUGGGGCCCGGCUGCCCUGCCUGGUCACCGUGGGAGGCUGCGAGGCCGUCGUUGGCCGGCAGGGGGUCAGGCCACCUGGGCCAUCACCCCUGCCCUGAGAUUUCACACGGUGCGCCCUCCUCUGCCGUCGAGGCCACCCGAGUUGGCUCCCUCCCUUCUCCUGGUGCCGAGGUCUGGGCACCGGGCCACUGCUCACCCUACGGGCAGAGUUAAACAUUAGUGGCAGGUUAUCAGGCAGAUCAGGGGGAGGGAGACCAGGAACCUGCACUCACCAGUGUCUCUGCUGGAGCCACCAGUUUCCACCCCUGCCGGACAAUGCCCGUGGAGGAGUUUGUGGCCGGCUGGAUCUCUGGUGAGACACUUUUCUCCCUUCUGUCACAUCCCCUCCACCCCAGGGGUGGGUCACUUCCUGGUGAUUUGGGAGGAGCUGAGACCAAAGUCCUGGUGGCCCAGAAGCACCACCCAGAGCCAGCUAUCCCGGAGCCUCCUGGCAGUUGCCCGAGGGGAGCGGAGAGGAAGCCGAGCUGCCCUCGCCUCCAGGGCCAAGGAGCUCUGGGUUUGGUCCUGGGACACCCUUUUGACACUGUAAAGGUGCGGCUACAGACCCAGACCACAUACCGGGGCAUCAUCGAUUGUAUGGUGAAGACUUACCGCCAUGAGUCGCUCCUGGGCUUUUUCAAGGGAAUGAGCUUCCCCAUUGCGAGCAUAGCCAUGGUCAACUCCGUCCUGUUCGGGGUCUACAGCAACACCCUGCUGGCGCUCACGGCAACCUCUCACCAGGAACGGCGGGCCCAGCCACCCAGCUACAUACACGUCUUCACAGCUGGCUGCACCGGAGGGUUUGUGCAGGUCUACUGCUUGGCCCCUUUUGACCUCAUCAAAGUCCGGCUACAAAACCAGACGGAGCCAAGGGCGCGGCCUCCGGGCAGCCCCCCGCCCCGGUACCGGGGGCCUGUGCACUGUGCGGUCUCCAUCUUCCAGGAGGAGGGGCCCCGGGGGCUGUUCCGGGGAGCCUGGGCCCUGACGCUGAGGGACACCCCCACACUGGGGAUCUAUUUUGUCACGUAUGAGUGGCUCUGCCGCCAGUCGACGCGGGACGGCCAGGACCCCAGCCCAGCCACGGUGCUGGUGGCAGGGGGCUUUGCAGGCAUCGCCUCCUGGGCCGUAGCCACGCCCUUGGAUGUGAUCAAGUCCCGGCUGCAGAUGGCUGGGCUGAAGCGCAGGGCGUAUCGGGGGGUGCUGGACUGCAUGGUAAGCAGCGCCCGGCAGGAAGGCCUGGGGGUCUUCUUCCGGGGGCUGACGAUCAACAGCGCCCGCGCCUUUCCUGUCAACGCCGUCACCUUCCUCAGCUACGAAUACCUCCUCCGCUCGUGGGGCUGAGUCCAGGCAGGUAAUGCCGGCCGCUCCCCAGCGAGACCACCGCCCACCUGCCCAGCUUGGAGGCCGAGGUGAAAGCACCGGCUUGCGAUCCGAUUCGAGAGGCCCAGUCCUUCCCAAGGGUGAGCAGCAGUGGGCCCGGGCCCUGGGCUCCGGAACACAGGCUGACUUCAGCCCCCCAGCAGCGCUCGCCUUGAGUCUGUGAAGUCCACUCCCGGCCCGUGGUGCUGGUGACCUUCUGGCCCCCAGCCUGGGGCUUCACCCCUUAAAGAGCUCUUAGAGGCUGCGCCCCUGGGCGCUAACCAGCCACCCCCUGGAUUCCAGCAACUCGUCCUCACGGGCCCUCCUCACCUCCUUCAAACUGCUCCCCGCGUGACCCCCUUGGAGAGCAGCCUUCUGUCCCCUGCUGGUCCAGGGUCCUUCAGUGGCUUCCUUUCCGGUCUGGGGGAGAGCCCCCCCCCCCUCCUGGGCCCUCCCUGUCCACUAGCUUUCUUCUCCCUGGGGGCUUCCACAGCCCAGCCCCGCACUUGGAGAAAAAGCUGUGCUGUUAUUGGCCUUGGCCUGGAAGGCUUAUUCCCUCGUGGCCAGGAGCAAACAGUUCCCGAGGGGUGGCUAAGCCCGCUCCGGGCCCAGGCUGAGCACUGUCUCUUGGAGUCUUUCCUUGCCUCCCCCUUGCCUCUUGACUGGCUGGGGGGUUUUCAUACCAUUCCCAACCCCCCACCUCCUAGUCCCCACCCCCACCUCAUCCCCUGAUCUCGUCCACAUCCCCCACAGGCUUGGAUCACGGCCCUCCCUCCCCUGUGCUUUGUCGUGGUUGUUGAUUUGCUUCUCAGCCUAACCCCAUUACACAGGGAGCUCCUUGAAGUCAGGGGCCAGACUUCUGAUCGGUCCCCCAACUCCAACCACCACACCCACUUCCUUGGUGCUGCACCCCCACCUUUCUACCAGGAGUUUUUGCCUGCCUGGCCCCUCUUGGGGGUCAUCUCCAGGGGACUGGUGCCGGAAGUCGAGGGCCACCUCCCCCAGGAGUGCUGGCCUGGCCACUCUCACGGACGGUGUUUGUUUUUCUUACCCAUCUCAGUUGCUAAGUGGGGGUUACAAACUGGCCAAAGAGGGGUUCCUUGAUUGGCAAUGAAGCCGAGGAGAGUUUGUACCCAUUAAUGUCCCUAUCUGGUCUGAGGUCAGCCUGGGCCCACCUUCUGGUGACCUGAGUGCCUGGAAUUCUUACCAUUUACUGGGGGCUCCCAAUGAAAACCAUUAAAAUAGGGGCACCUGGCUGGCUCUGUCAGUGGAGCACGUGGCUCUCCAUCUUGGAGUUGUGAGGUUGAGCCCCCCGUUGGGUGCAGAGAUUGCUUUUAAAAAACAAAAUAAAAUCUUAAAACAAAACA
This is a messenger RNA of Acinonyx jubatus (cheetah), 4168 nucleotides long. It is a transcript of the gene SLC25A45, whose product is annotated as solute carrier family 25 member 45. Gene Ontology annotation, molecular function: transmembrane transporter activity. The coding region runs from base 1719 to 2783 and encodes 354 amino acids. The transcript is spliced from 6 exons. Gene Ontology annotation, cellular component: mitochondrion. The record is from RefSeq and is a predicted model, not a curated record. NCBI's taxonomy places the organism in Eukaryota, Metazoa, Chordata, Mammalia, Carnivora, Felidae. Gene Ontology annotation, biological process: transmembrane transport.